CUGCAAACAUUGCUGUGCUGAUAUAAAGGCGCGACUUUCCUUCCCUGCAUUCUAUCUGAUGGAGUGCUUCAAGUCUCUCUUUUGGUCCUCUCGCAAAGACUAUCUGACAUCGUUAUCCCACAUUGUCCAAAAUGUUCGUUCCACGCUCAGCAUGGGCCAUGGUGACGCCCAUGCUCCUGUACUCUUGCUUUUGUUUGCUGGUCGGUGAUUUCCUGUUCGGCUACGACACUGCUAGCUUUGGAGGUAUUCUAGGAAACCCUGGGUUUGUGCGACAAUUUGGUACCUACCACGCCUCGAAAGACAAAUACGCCUUCGACUCUCUUCACACCUCAUUACUUUCCUCUCUGGCCUUUAUCGGAAAAUUCAUCGGAUGUAUCGCAGCUGGCCCUCUGAUCGAGCGGUAUGGCCACCGAGUCGUGUUCUACAUCCUUUCCGUGAUCUCGACCAUUGGAAUCAUCAUUGAGAUCACUGCUGCCGGGACGAGUGUUGGGUCUGGUCGUCUGGCGCAAUUCAUCGUCGGUCGUAUCAUUGUCUACGUCUCCGUCGGACUGGUCGAGGUCGAUGUAACCACCUAUCAAUCCGAAAUCGUGCCGGCGCCUUUCCGUGGUCUUGUGAUUGUUUCCCUGCAACUCUUCCUGAAUGCCGGCAGCGUCGUCGCCACCGGCGUCAACAAGGGCUUCUCUACCAGGACGGAUGGUCUAGGCUGGAAAACGGUCACGGGUAUUCAAUUUAUUUUCCCCGUCUUGAUUGCAAUUUUCACGCUGUUCAUUCCAAACUCCCCGCGCUGGCUCUUGUCCAAGGACCGAGAAGACGAAGCAAUUGUCGCCCUCCGCCGUAUCAGACCCAAGGAGGACGGUGAGAACGGCAACUGUGCGGCCGAGAUCCUGGCCAUCAGGGAAGCUCUUCACGAGGAGGUACACAAGGCACCCUGGUUCGACCUUGUCCGUGGCACCAACCUUCGUCGGACCAUGCUCGUGGUGGUUUAUUACUUUUUCCAACAGACCACCGGCCAGGCUUUCGUCUCCACUUACCAGACGGUGUUUUAUAAACAAAACGGGUACGCAGAUCAAGCUUUUACUUAUCCUGUCAUCACCACAUGUCUUGGAUUGGUGAUAGUGUUGGUGGCAAUGUACAUGGUUGAAAAACUAGGUCGACGACCUAGCUUGAUGAUUAGUUUCUUCUUGCAAACCUUUUGGAUGUAUUUGCUGGCCGGUCUAGGUGGGAUGGCUCACAAGAAUUCUGCAACCAAAAACAUGAUUGUGGCCUCUUUUAUCCUCUACUCUGUCAGCUACAACAUGUGCGGUGCGUCUGUCCCGUAUCUCCUCGGCGCGGAAAUACCAACUGCUGCCCUUCGUGAAAAGACUCAAUCCUUGGGUGCCGCGUGGAACGUUGUCUGGGCCUUUGUCACAAAUUUCGUCAUUCCUUAUAUGAUUAACGACAUUCAUUUCGCCGUCGGAUGGGUCUUUGGUAGCAUCUCAAUCCUGGCGUUCGUUUUCACCUACCUUUUCCUCCCUGAAACAAAGGGUCGUGCUCUAGAAGAGAUCGAUGCCAUAUUUGCGGUCCCAUUCAAUCCUUUCCGCAAGACCGAAAUUCAUUACACCUACGCAGAACGACGUGUGGGUCAAUUGGAAGGCGAGAAGACAAUCGAAAAGACAGCCCCGUCGGCUAAUAUUGAGUUUGCUGAAGGAAAGUAAAAAUUGAUGGCACGGACUCAAUACAGGGGAUACCAGGCUCUUUAACAGGUGUGCGGGACUUGGGAACAGGCUGUAUGGGUAAUGAUAGGACGUCAGCUGUAAUAAGAGCUCUACU
Molecule: messenger RNA, 1809 nt
Organism: Exophiala oligosperma
Lineage: Eukaryota; Fungi; Ascomycota; Eurotiomycetes; Chaetothyriales; Herpotrichiellaceae
Exons: 9
Coding region: 132-1694 (520 amino acids)
Biological process (GO): transmembrane transport; carbohydrate transport
Cellular component (GO): membrane
Molecular function (GO): carbohydrate:proton symporter activity
Source: RefSeq, a predicted model, not a curated record